CCUGUUAUUCGCCGUAUCGGCGGCCGUUCUUUGUCGCUUCGAAUGGGGACCGUCGCCGUUGAACGCCAUUUUGAAACAAACACAGCCGAAGAGCCCGAAAUCCAAAAAAAAACUCUUCACGCCUUCGAAGCGGCACGCGCAGAACUGUCGGCUUUUCAGUUUUCAGGUUCGGUGCUGUGGGAAAACGCGAGUGCGCGGUCGAUUUUCCGGACGCUGGACGCCUGGCGGCGCCCUGUAGCGCUACAAGGAAACGUCGAGCGGGUUUUGAACAGUUUACUGUUCCGGCGAAGCAGGUAGCAUAAGGUCGAUUAUCGCUUAAUUCGGUCUGAUACGUUUGUUUUUGGAUAUGUCAAUUAUGUUGACGUUGACAUUGUUGACAGUUCGGUUCGUUCGUUUCGUUUCGUUUCUACGUCGUUUUAUCGUAAAUUCGAUUUGAUUUGAUCGACGUGAUUUAGUUUAUUAACAUUCUUAUCAGUAUCUGGGCGGCAUUCCGAGCAGUAAACAUGCAUUUAAAAUUUAUCAUCCCUCUGAUAUUCGGUUUAAUCGCAAAUCAGGGAGAAUGCGCCAGAAUAUUCGGGGCGUUUUUGUUCCCAUCGUACUCUCAUCAGGUGAUAUUCCAGCCGAUAUGGAAGGAGCUGUCAUUAAGAGGUCACCAAGUGACAGUGAUCACGCCGAAUCCUCUUAACGAUCCGAAACUGACGAAUCUGACCGAAAUCGACAUAUCUUUCACCUACAAACUGCCCGUUUUCGCUCAAAUGAUGAGCGGAUUGCAAUCGGCCAAUUCCGUGUUCAAAAAGGAACUGGGCACUUAUUUCCUGUUCACGGAAGUCUACGAAGCUGUGAUGAAUUAUGCUCCUGUUAGAGACAUCGUGAACAAUCAGAACGAUCACUACGAUCUGGUGUUGUUGCAAUACAAUCACAUAGCCCACGGGAUGUUGCCGUUCGCUCACAAGUACAAGGCCCCUCUUAUUGGGUUAUCCUCGAUGGGAGUGUACCUGCAAAUCCACGACGCCUUGGGGAACCCCACUCACCCGGUGGUCAAUCCGGAUUACAUGAUGGGGCUUUCCGGUGAAAUGUCGUUUUUCGAAAGGAUGCAAAGUUUGCUGUUUAACUUUUGGUACAGGGCCGUUUAUUACUGGUAUUUCCUGCCGAAUUCCGAUAAAUUAGCGAGGAAAUAUUUCGGAAACGAUAUACCUUAUUUGGGCGAUAUCGAGCGAAACACGAGUCUCGUUAUGAUGAGUUGCAAUCCACUUAUCAAUUCGGUCGUACCGAACGUACCGAAUCUGAUUGAAAUCAGCCAAAUGCACAUCAGAGAAAAGAAACCUCUACCGAAAGACAUCAAGCAAUACUUGGACUCGUCGCCGCAAGGUGUCGUGUACUUCAGCCUGGGCAGCAACGUAAAAAGCGCCAACUUGACUCAGGAUUUGAGAAAAACGAUCAUCAGCGCCCUCUCGGAAUUGCCCUACAACGUUUUGUGGAAAUGGGAGGCGGACAGUCUGCCCGAUCAGCCCAAGAACGUGAUGGUGAGAAAAUGGCUGCCCCAACCCGACGUAUUAGGGCACAAGAAUAUCAAGGUGUUCUUCAUGCAGGGCGGGCUCCAGUCCUUGGAGGAGUCCAUCAACAACGAGGUGCCCGUGGUUGGUAUGCCGUUUUUCUCCGAUCAACCGGCUAAUAUGAGGAAAGUCGUGGAGCUCGGAAUCGGUCUUAUGCUCGAUCACAGAACGGUAACAAAGCGGAAUAUUGUCGAUUCUUUGAAGGAGGUGGCGGAAAACAAAAAGUACAAAGAAAACGUGCUGAAAAGCAAGGCGAUCUUGAUGGAUCAUCCGGUGAGGAACGCAUCGCAGGCGGCUUGGUGGAUUGAAUACGUUUUGAGACAUAAUGGCGCGAGGCACAUGCGCAGUUCGGCGGCGGAUAUGACGUUUUUUCAAUAUUUUAUGCUAGACGUGGUGGCGUUUUUAUUGACGUGUGUCAUUACAGUGGCGUACGUCCUGAUUAAACUGCUGAGAGUAUUUAAAAAAUUGGUCGUUAAGGAUAAAAGUAAGAAAGCGGGACAGAAGAAAGCGAAGAAACAUUAGGGGGGGGGCUUUUGUAAUAAUUUUUCUAAUGUGUAUAAAUGUGUAUUUUUGACAGAACGAACAAAAACGAACAAAUAUAUUAAUAUUAGCAAAUUUAUUUUUAAAUAGAAUACAGUCUGUUAUUUCCCUACCUAACUAUAAGAAGCCUGUACAAAAAUCUCCGCUUAGAUAUAAAUAUACUAUAUGUACAAAAAUAAAAAAAAAUAUCAAAAAACAGCUCGACCAAGUACAAAAAAAUGUAUUUUUUUUAAUGAAUUACACCACUAAUCACAAAUAAAAGUAAUUAUCGUUUAAAUUAGGUACUCUGCUAGGAAGUACUUUAGAAUUUUUUUUAUUCAAUUCGAUUGAACCUCUAUAGGCGGUUUUGACGUGUGUGUUCUGUCAUUUAAGAGAAAGCAUGGCACACUUUUCGAAAGCUAUUACGUAUAGGAAUCGAUCGGAAAAAUGAGCAAAUUUUCGAGAUUUAUUUUCCUAUGAUAACCAGAGGACUAGUAUCGAUAGUAAUCGACAGCAUCGACUAUCGAAUCGAUAGCAGAUAAAACAUACUACAUUCAGCGAUAUCGAUUCCUUCGGCAUACGGAGUUCUCUAUAUGAGAUUCCAAGUUUCGUAGAUUCUCCGAGUUUCUUUGAUAAAACCAGUUUAAAAAUUGCAUUUAAUAAUAAUAUACAGAGUCUUCCCUUAAUCGAAAUAGAUUGGGACAUCCUGUAUAUAUGUUACAAGGCAAAAAAUACGGAAUAAAUUAAAAUACGAUUUUAUAUAAUAAUUAACUAUAAAUCUCACGUUCAUAUUAAAAAUACAUACAUACUUAAUAUACACAUAGUUAGAAAUAUACGAAAAAACAUACAUAAAUAUAUUUAUUCGUCGUUUUCCGAAAUUAAUGUUUACUUUGGUACAAAAAAGAGAAACUAAAUAUUGACUACAGUUCCAUCGAAAAUGCUCAUUAAAAAAAAAUCCCCAGAUCUGGGGAAAUACCGGUACACGUGGCGUCGACAUUUCCCCAGAUCUCCCGAAUUUCCAAGCGACUUUCAAAAACAACGUAGCCAUGACUGAACGAUAAAGAAAAACACACCCUGUAUAUCGUGUAUAAACAUUUACACUUAUCACUAUCCAUUCUUGUAUAAACAAAGUAUAAAAAAUAUCUCUUUUCCUUCCUGCUAUUAUAACCAGUAUGUUUUACCUGCUAGUUAAGUUAACGUACGCGUAUAAGCAUGAUUAAGGGUUAUU
Phyllotreta striolata is the source of this 3300-nucleotide messenger RNA. NCBI's taxonomy places the organism in Eukaryota, Metazoa, Arthropoda, Insecta, Coleoptera, Chrysomelidae. The record is from the annotation of a GenBank genome assembly.